AUGAAACCUCUGCUUGGAACCUUUUACCUGUUGGGCAUGCUGGUUCCUGGUUGGCUGGGAUACGAUAGAUCCCUCACACAACAGAGACAAGAAGGUGUGGAUAAAGUAGCGAGUCCAUGGAGGAUCCUGGAGACAUAUUCUUAUAACAGAUACCACCCCAUGGGGGAGAUCUACCAGUGGAUGAGUGAGAUAAGGGAGAAGUACACCGAAGUGGUGACACAGCAUUUCCUAGGAAUGACCUAUGAGAGCCGGCCCAUGUAUUAUUUGAAGAUCAGCCAACCAUCCAAUAACCCCAAGAAGAUUAUUUGGAUGGACUGUGGAAUUCAUGCCAGGGAAUGGAUUGCCCCUGCUUUCUGCCAGUGGUUUGUGAAAGAAAUUCUACAGAACUAUAAAGACAACCAAAGGAUAAGAAGGCUCCUUAAAAACCUGGACUUCUGUGUGCUUCCAGUUCUUAACAUAGAUGGUUAUAUCUACACUUGGACGACUGAUCGGCUUUGGAGGAAGUCCCGUUCAUCCCAUAAUAACGGCACGUGUUUUGGAACAGAUCUCAAUCGAAACUUUGAUGCAUCCUGGUGCAGUAUUGGUGCAACUACCGACUGUGAAAGUUUAACAUUUUGUGGAACAGGACCUGCGUCUGAACCAGAGACGAAAGCUGUUUCCAGCUUUAUCGAGAGCAAGAAGGAGAACAUUGCCUGCUUCCUGACCAUGCACUCUUAUGGACAGCUCAUUCUCGUGCCUUAUGGCUAUACCAAAAAUAAAUCAAAUAACCAUGAAGAACUGAUCCAAGUUGGACAGAAGGCAGCAAAUGCAUUGAAAGCAAAGCAUGGAACCAAUUAUAGAGUUGGAUCUAGUGCAGAUAUUUUAUAUGCUACGUCAGGAUCCUCAAGAGACUGGGCUCGGGACAUUGGGAUCCCCUUUUCAUACACAUUUGAACUGAGGGACAAUGGUACCUAUGGAUUUGUCCUGCCAGAAACUCAGAUUCAGGCCACCUGUGAGGAAACCAUGGAGGCUGUGCUUUCAGUCCUGGAUGAUGUAUAUGAGAAAUACUGGUAUACAAACAGUGCCAGAAAGGCAAACUCUACUGCUCUGGUGCUGAGCUUGCUGAUGGCCUUCAUGUCUCUUCUCUGA
This is a messenger RNA of Rangifer tarandus platyrhynchus (Svalbard reindeer), 1128 nucleotides long. NCBI's taxonomy places the organism in Eukaryota, Metazoa, Chordata, Mammalia, Artiodactyla, Cervidae. The record is from the annotation of a GenBank genome assembly.